This is a messenger RNA of Leucoraja erinaceus (little skate), 3579 nucleotides long. RefSeq names its product major histocompatibility complex class I-related gene protein-like. The transcript has 6 exons. Bases 177 to 1127 code for a protein of 316 amino acids. The record is from RefSeq and is a predicted model, not a curated record. Lineage: Eukaryota; Metazoa; Chordata; Chondrichthyes; Rajiformes; Rajidae.
AGCGGGGGGUGGCGAGCACUGCAGGGAAAUUGGCUCUCAGUCCGACUUUCUCCUGCUGGCUGCUUCCUGCUUUCUGUUGAGAGCUCUGCUCAUUAUCCACCCAGUCAAUUUUAAUUCCGCCCUCAGCACUUCACCGAACAGCAGCGACGGUUCAGUCGGUGUGAGGAGCGGCCAAGAUGGAAAGUUGUAACGUACCUGUAUCACUCCUGUUCGCCGUCUUGUCUCUCUGCUCUGUGUCGGGAGACCACGCAGAUUCCCACAGCUUGAUAUAUUUCGCCACCUCCUCCCUCAGUGUCCCUGACCUGCCAGACUUCGCCAGGGUUGGGAUGUUGGAUGAUCUGCAGAUAGAUUACUACGACAACUCCCUCGAAGAAGUGGUACCCAGGCAGCAGUGGAUUGCGAAUGGCUUCACGGCUGAGUACUGGGCACGGCAGAAGAUGAUCGCAGACAUCAUUCACACGAUUGUGUCUAAACAAUUGGGAACACAUGCCCAAUUGCUCGGUAUCACCUACUUCCAGACGAUUUGGGGCUGCACACAGUCUGAAAAUAUGAACCAUCUGUUUGUAAAGUUUAGCAUCCAAGACCUCGGUGCGAUUGAGUGUGAUCUGGUCACAGUGAACUGUUCCGCCACUGGUAUCUUUAUAAUCUUGAACGAUCCAAGCACCUUACAGCCUUUCGUUAAUAAUGUUGCAGUUCAAACAGUGAACAACAGCUGCAUUCCAGACUUGCGGGAAGCUCUUCAGCUUGGUGAGGCGGCACUCGAGAGGAGAGUUGUUCCAGGGGUGACAGUGUUGAAAAGGGACAAAGGUGAGGGGCUCCGAUGUGUCAUCACUCCCUUUUACCCCCGCUCCAUCAACGCCACUUGGCUGAGGAAUGGACAGGCCGUCUCCAAUGGCAUAAACAAGAUCCUUCUACCAAACCACGAUGACACGUACAGGAUGGAACUGCUCAUCGAGCUACACGGCCAAGAUCCAAAGAUGUACAGCUGUCAGGUCCAGCACAGCAGCCUGCCAGAGACGCUGACAAUGACACUGAGGGGAGGUGUUGGUGGGCCACGUGAUGCAUUUGGAGCUAGUUACAUGCUGGUGCUCGUGGCUACGCUUGUGAUGAUCAUUGGAACAUGGUAGAGACGAGGAGCAAUGAGGAGAGAGGUCAGGUGUGAUAACAGAUGAACAUCCGGUCCUAAUCCGAAUACUGGAUGAAGCUUCUACCUGUUACAAUGAUGAGUGGCUGUAUACCUCAUCAAGAGGGGUCUCCACCCGAAAUGUCGCCUAUUCAUUUUCUCCGGAGAUGUUGUCUGACUUAUAACCAUAUAACCAUAUAACAAUUACAGCACGGAAACAGGCCAUCUCGACCCUUCUAGUCCGUGCCGAACACAUAAUCUCCCCUAGUCCCAUAUACCUGCGCUCAGACCAUAACCCUCCAUUCCCUUCCCAUCCAUAUAACUAUCCAAUUUAUUUUUAAAUGAUAAAAACGAACCUGCCUCCACCACCUUCACUGGAAGCUCAUUCCACACAGCUACCACUCUCUGAGUAAAGAAGUUCCCCCUCAUGUUACCCCUAAACUUCAGUCCCUUAAUUCUCAUGUCAUGUCCCCUUGUUUGAAUCUUCCCUACUCUCAGUGGGAAAAGCUUUUCCACGUCAACUCUGUCUAUCCCUCUCAUCAUUUUAAAAACCUCUAUCAAGUCCCCCCUUAACCUUCUGCGCUCCAAAGAAUAAAGCCCUAACUUGUUCAACCUUUCUCUGUACCUUAGUUGCUGAAACCCAGGCAACAUUCUAGUAAAUCUCCUCUGUACUCUCUCUAUUUUGUUGACAUCCUUCCUAUAAUUAGGCGACCAAAAUUGUACACCAUACUCCAGAAUUGGCCUCACCAAUGCCUUGUACAAUUUUAACAUUACAUCCCAACUUCUAUACUCAUGACUUGCUGAGUUACUCCAGCUGUUUGUGUCUAUCUUCAGUUUAAACCAGCAUUUGCAGUUCCUUCCUCUUCAUCAAGCUUAGUGUUGCCUCCAGUGUAGUGACUGGUUACUGAGUCUUCUGAUACUUUGCAACAAACUCUUUAAGCAAUGCUUCAACUUUUUGUUACAUUUCACUCAGAAUUUAAUUUUGAUGUUUGAGGUUUUCAUCUUAUAGAGUCAUACAGCCCUGCGGCCCAUCUCGUCCAUUCUGGCCAAGAUGUUCCAUCUGAACUAGUCCCAUUUGCUUGCGUUUGGCCCUUAUCCCUCAGAACCUUUCCCACUGAUCUACCUGCCCAAGCGUAAUUCAAAUGCUGAAAUGGUACUUGCCUCAACUACCUUUUUUUAAUUUCAAAAUAGACUUUAUUCAUUGAUAAAUAUAUACAAUUCCUGAACCAUUCAAACAAACAAAAUUCAUCCGACAUUUUCGGAGACUAUACAAGUUUUUUCAGUACAAUUUUUUUACAUUUUUCAAAUUUCACCAAACAGUCCCCCACCCGUGCCACUCUGUGGCCCCCUGGCGUGGGAUACCUUCCCUUAAUUUAAUUUGAGGGGCGUCUCCACCAUACCGUGCCCCCCAUGUCCAGCAGCGGAAGGACCCUAGACUGUGGCCCUCCCCCACCGAGCCUUGGCGUUGGCUGCACCAAGCUUCAGCGAGUCCCUUAGCACGUACUCAUGCAGUCUGCAGUGGGCCAGUCGGCAACAUUCCCUGACGGACAUCUCGCUCUGCUGGGUGGUGAGCAACGCUACUACCUCUUUUACUUAAUUUUAGUCGGAGCAUGAAAACAGGUCCCACCGAGUCCAAGCCGACCAUUGAUCACCCCAUACACUAACACUACCUCCGCACUGGGGUCAAUUUACAAAAGCCAAUUAAUUUACAUACCUGUAUGUCUUUGGAGUGCGGGAGGAAACCGGAGCACUCGGAGAAAAUCCACAUGGUCACAGGGAGAAUGUACAAACUCCCUUUAGACAGCACCCAUAGUCAGGAUUGAACCCGGGUAUUUAUCUGGCGCUGCAAGGCAGCAAUUCUAUCAUUGUGCCACUGUGCUGCCCAGGGCCCCUACUCCGGCAGCUUGGUCCAUAUACCCACCACCCUCUGAGGGAGGAAGGUUCCCACAGGUUUCUAUUAAGUCUUGCCCCUCUCACCUUAAACCUAAGUCCACUGGUUCUUAAUUCACUUUCAAGGACUGCUUGAGAUGAGCUGCUCCUCCCCAAUUUGGCAACAGCAUUGGGAGUACUCCAUUGCUGGUGUGGUGCAUGUCAGACCAUUGCUGCCAGAUUUGUGUCCAGAAGGCAAUGUGAUGUGACAGAGCAGAGAAAGCUUUACGGGGCAUUUGGAAAUGCAUCGUUGGAAGUGGGAAUACAGAAUGACAACACUUUCUACUCAAGUAGACCUCUAUCCCCAAUUGGAGACUGCCAGUGUUGUUUAAAAUGUGAGCAGAACCCAGUAGAUAUUUGCUCAAAGAUAGACACAAAAUAACCAUAUAACAAUUACAGCACGGAAACAGGCCAUCUCGACCCUUCUAGUCCGUGCCGAACACAUAAUCUCCCCUAGUCCCAUAUACCUGCGCUCAGACCAUAACCCUCCAUUCCCUUCCCAUCCAUAUAACUAUCCAAUUUAUUUU